GUCCAGUAUAUGCAAACAAAAAAAAUGGCAUUCAGUUCCAGUGGUGCAGUAGUGGCUGGGUCUGACAGAUCCGCGGUGAAUUCAAUCACAGCUGUUUCGGAUAGUACAGAAGUGCAAAAAGUGAAAAUCGACGCUUUCGGCUCGUCCAAACGGAGCAAUUCGGAGGAGAGUGAUUGCGAGACCUCCCGAGGCCCGGACCGAUACGUGAGACUACGAGAAGAGCACGUGGAAGCAGUGGUGAUUCUCAAGCAGGGUAGCAUCCUCAGAGAGAGCUUCGAGGAUGCGAAGGACGCGGAAGCACUUUCCAGAAAUAAUGGGAAAUUGACUUUUAAUUUGACACCGGAACAACUCGGAAAUACGGCGAGCUGUGGCAUGGUGUGUGAUGCGAAAAAAUCCAGUUCGGUCGGAAACGUGUCAUCGGAAUGGAAGGGGGCAACGCGGAAAUCGAGCCUGAGAGGGAACUCGUUACGCAGCUAUCAGGGUGAAUUGGAGAAGCAGCUAGUAGUGGAAAAUUCAAUGCCCAUUCCACCGACAGUGGGAAUGUAUGACAUACCGAAAAGAAUUCUACUGCCAAUGGCCAGUGAGGAGCGCGAUUUGAUGGACAGGAACGAUGUCCAGGAUAAAGUGCCGCAAAAGAGAUUUGAUGAAAUUCUAACCGUGUAUGACCAGUUCCCUACAGAUUUUCUACCGCCGAGGUACGUAUGCGGUAUUUGCAAACGGAUAUGCAAUGACCCUCGGGUGCUGGACUGCCUGCACAGCUUCUGCAAGCGGUGUUUGAUUGAGUUGGAGGCAUCGAGCCACGCGGGCAGUAAUCAGUUCUGGAGGCGAAUCAACGAGAGUGGCAGCGUCGAUCUGGAUUCGGAUGGCGUGGCGAAUGAUACUGGCGAUGAGAACUGGCAAAAUGAAAAAAAACUUCCACCGACUGCAGCAGCACACGAGACCACACGUUCGGUCAAAAGUAUAGCUAAUCAUGAAGCUUUCAGUGGAGAAUCACGUUUCGAUCAGAUUAGAGCAUCCUUUCAUAGCUUCAAGGAGAAAAACUGUUUGAAAUCUCCGUCCAAGGAGAAGACUAAGAAAGGAGUCUCGAGGGCCAAAAUGGCGUGCAGUGACAAGGACAGAUUGCUGUUCUGCCCCAAUUGUGGUGUUGCAACCGAAAUACCCCUGGGAGGAGCCAGCCGUCUUCCACCACACUUCGUAAUGGCUCGUAAAAUAGAGGAUAUAAUUUCGGCUUGCAAUCCUCCGCCGAACAUUUUGUGUGAACUGUGUUCCAACGAAGUAACGGCAACGUCGUCCUGUUCGACCUGCUCACUAAAGUUGUGCAAUUUUUGCAAGGAGGCCCACCAGAGACAGCGAACCACGUCCGCUCACAUCGUUCGUACGGUUGGUGAGCUGCUGAAAAAAACCCGCCGUACCGACCCAGAGGCACGCUCGAUUAAGUGCCCCAUGCAUCCGGAGCAUCAAUUAAAAUUAUUCUGCACAGCUUGCCAUCAAGUGAUAUGCAACGAGUGCACGGUGCACGUCCACCGUGACCAUAAAUAUACGUCCGCGUCGAAAGCGUGUAAAAUCUACGACAGGUUUGUGAGAAACGCCAUCGAGCAGACCAAACCGAUGGAAGACUACGCCAUGCAGUCUGUCGGCCGGCUUCACGAUAUGUCGGCCCGGAUCAACGGCAAGUGUGAAGCCGUGCAGCGGGACGUUGAAGCGUUCAUUGACGAGUACGCCGAAGCCCUGGACGAGCACCGGAAAAGUUUGCUGAAACAGAUUGACGACGUACGGGAGGCCAAGAUGGAUAUGAUUACCGCACAGCAGACGGAACUGGAACAACGCUCGAAGAAUGCACGUACGGCAAUUGAAUUUACCGAAGAGAUCAUCAACGAGGGAAAUGAGGUGGAAAAUUUGGUGUUUGUCAGUAUCGUGCUGAAGCGCUUGGAGCAAUGUCUUAAACCGAACCGAACGCUCGACUUCAAGGUGACGGACACAUUGGAAUUCCUGCCGGAGGAGAUGGCACCGUGUGCCAAAGCCCAGAACCGGAUUCCCAUGUACGGGGUCGUAACGACCCAGAAGGCGGAUCCAAGAAAAUGUUCGCUGGAGAAUUGCGUCGGGCUUACGUGCCUGAAAGUACACAAAAAGGUUGAACUAUCGCUCGUCACCAGGGAUUACGAGGGUAAAUCGAUGAAUCACGGCGGGAUUAUGGUCCAAACUGAUCUCCGCUACCGGGACGACGACAGCCUAGUCAUCUCGGUCAGCAUCGUUGACAAAAGAGACGGCUCCUACCGGCUCUCAUUUGUGCCGGAACGGGCAGGUGUUAUGAAUCUGAUGAUUUCCGUUGAUGGGAAAGUUAUUGAGGGCUGUCCGUAUGUGCUGCGAAUCCAUAACUUACGGGCACACUAUGGCGUGUAUCACUGCUGUUCGUUCUGUUCGAGCAACGGAUCGAAACUGAGCACCUGUGCGUGCGGUAGUAUCAUGCCUGGCGGGUAUCGAGGCUGUGGACAUGGGCACGAAGGGCAUCCCGGUCAGCGGCACUGGUCCUGCUGUGCCAAUCUCAAGGAGUAUUCCGAUUGUGUGGCUUCGACGAUAAAGACCGGUAAAGGUGGUUGAAGCAUGUGUCGCAACGAGAUCGCUUUGUUGUAUAGAAGCUGGGUCAUAAAAAUGCUAUUUGAUUAGAUUCUCAUUCCGGUGAACGGUUUCGUACGAAGCAUAGGAGGAUGGAACACAUUCUACAACAAAUUUGAUCUUUUUUUUUGAUAAAAUUAUUGAAAUAUUAGCUGUUAGUUUAUACAUAAUAAAUGCAUAAUAAAUUACUGAAUA
Molecule: messenger RNA, 2808 nt
Organism: Malaya genurostris
Lineage: Eukaryota; Metazoa; Arthropoda; Insecta; Diptera; Culicidae
Product: E3 ubiquitin-protein ligase TRIM45
Exons: 7
Coding region: 10-2598 (862 amino acids)
Biological process (GO): positive regulation of DNA-templated transcription
Cellular component (GO): chromatin; nucleoplasm
Molecular function (GO): protein binding; ubiquitin-protein transferase activity; zinc ion binding
Source: RefSeq, a predicted model, not a curated record